Molecule: messenger RNA, 474 nt
Organism: Rotaria socialis
Lineage: Eukaryota; Metazoa; Rotifera; Eurotatoria; Philodinida; Philodinidae
Source: the annotation of a GenBank genome assembly
AUGAUUCCAAAAAUUUUAACAGCCACACUUAGAAAAGAUACAUUUUUACAAUUUGAUUAUGGACCUGGUGACAACAGAUUAGUUAUAUUUGCAUCUGUUGCACAAUUAAAACUACUCGAAGAUACUGAAGAAAUCUUAAUAGAUGGUACUUUUAAAGUAACACCUUUAAUAUUCGCACAGUUAUAUACAACUCAUGGUGUGUAUCGAAAUGAUGUAUUUCCAUUGAUUUUUGCAUUACUUCCUGAUGAACAACAGCAAUCGUACAAAAGAUUAAUUAAAGAAUUAUGUCAUUUAUGUCCUGCGUGGUUCCCUAAGUCCAGUAUGGUGGACUUCGAAAAAUGGGCUAUAAGUGCAUUUGAAGAAGAAAUUAAUACCAUAACAAAUUCUGUGAAAAUAUCGGGAUGUUUCUUUGAUUUACAAAGGAGUAUCUUGGGAAAAGUUCAAGUGAGCAAUGCUUUUACACAACUUCGCUAA